This is a messenger RNA of Eruca vesicaria subsp. sativa (arugula), 1680 nucleotides long. NCBI's taxonomy places the organism in Eukaryota, Viridiplantae, Streptophyta, Magnoliopsida, Brassicales, Brassicaceae. The record is from the annotation of a GenBank genome assembly.
CUCAGUUUCGCCUUGAAUUCUUCAGUAUAUCUCUAAUGGCUAUGAUAAGCUUACUUGAAAUCUCAGUUUCUUUCCUUUCUCUCUCCCUUUUCUUUGGAUACCUCUUGAUUAGAAUGAAACCUCACCAUUCAUUUCCCACGAACUGGCCAUUCCUUGGUAUGCUUCCCGGCCUACUCGUAGAGAUGCCUCGUGUUUACGACUAUAUAACCGAGUUUCUCGAUGCCUCAAACUUGACUUUUCCUUUCAAAGGCCCAUGUUUCGGUGGUCUCGACAUGUUGAUCACCGUAGAUCCGGCUAAUAUUCACCACAUCAUGAGCUCACACUUCGCGAAUUACCCGAAAGGAUCCGAGUUCAAGAAGCUAUUCGAUGUUUUGGGAGAUGGGAUUUUCAACGCGGAUUCUGAUUUAUGGAAGGAUCUGAGGAAGUCAGCUCAAAGCAUGAUGAGUCAUCCUGAGUUUCAAAGGUUUACGUUAAGAACAAGCAUGAGUAAGCUAGAGAAAGGGCUUGUCCCCAUUCUUGAUCACUUUGCUGAGAAGAAACUUGUCGUCGAUUUACAGGAUUUGUUCCAAAGAUUCACCUUCGACACUACAUUUGUUUUAGCGACCGGGAUUGAUCCAGGUUGUCUCUCCAUUGAAAUGCCGGAAAUCGAGUUUGCUAGAGCUUUAGACGAAGCAGAGGAAGCUAUAUUUUUCAGGCAUUUCAAGCCGGAGAUUGUUUGGAAGAUGCAAAGGUUUCUUGGGUUUGGAGAUGAGUUGAAGAUGAAAAUUGCACACUCGACUUUCGAUCGAGUUUGUUCUAAGUGCAUAGCUUCAAAGAGAGAUGAAAUAACUAGUGGUGUUACUAGCAUCGACUCUUGUUCUAAAGAUUUGUUAAUGUCUUACAUGGAUGUAGACACAACCAAGUACAAGUUGUUGAAUCCAGAUGAUGACAAAUUCCUUAGGGACAUGAUUUUAAGCUUCAUGUUAGCGGGAAGAGACACCACAGGUUCUGCUCUCACUUGGUUCUUCUGGCUUCUCACCAUGAAUCCAGAAGUAACGACCAAGAUUCGUGAAGAAAUCAACACAAAAAUAUCUCCAAGAACCAAAAAUGAUUCUGAUCAUUUCUCUUCAUUCAAUCCCCAAGAACUAAACAAGUUGGUGUAUUUACAUGGUGCCUUGUGUGAAUCCCUCAGGCUAUAUCCGCCAGUUCCAUUUCAGCACAAGUCUCCUACAAAACCCGACGUUCUUCCAAGCGGACACAGAGUCGAUGCAAGUACGAAGAUUGUGUUCUGUCUGUACUCACUAGGGAGAAUGAAAUCGGUGUGGGGAGAAGAUGCAUUGGAAUUCAAACCGGAGAGAUGGAUUUCGGAAACUGGAAGGUCGAUACAUGUGCCAUCUUUCAAGUUCUUAUCGUUUAAUGCUGGUCCAAGGACUUGUUUGGGGAAAGAAGUGGCUAUGACGCAGAUGAAGACAGUGGUUGUGAAAAUCAUACAAAACUAUGAGAUAAAGAUCGUUGAAGGACACAAGAUUGAGCCAGUUCCUUCGAUAAUUCUUCACAUGAAACAAGGCCUUAAAGUCAUGGUCACUAAGAGAUGUAAUUUGGUUUGAACGUUAUUCAAUACUUUUGUAAUAUAUACUAUGGAAGUGACUGAAGUUCUAUAAAAUAUUGUGACUCAGUAUAAUAGAAUUAUUAUGCGACAUA